This is a messenger RNA of Miniopterus natalensis, 456 nucleotides long. Its product is annotated as relaxin-3. Lineage: Eukaryota; Metazoa; Chordata; Mammalia; Chiroptera; Miniopteridae. Gene Ontology annotation, cellular component: extracellular region. Gene Ontology annotation, molecular function: G protein-coupled receptor binding; hormone activity. The record is from RefSeq and is a predicted model, not a curated record.
AGCCUCUCCUCUGCUGGAACAGAUAAAGGAGGUCACUUGGUUCCUCCACAACAGGUGGGGGAGUGAGGAUGGGGAGGCUGGAUGUAUAAAUGGGGGGCCAGGAGGCAGCAGAGGCACUGAUCACUGGGAAACUGCCUCGCUCUGCCCACUCUCGCAUCCCAGGCAUCUCUGUCCAGCAUGGCCAACCACCCACUGCUGCUGCUGCUGGCCCUGUGGAUGCUAGCUGGGGGGCUGUGGCUGGAAGCCGAAGCUCAGGAAGCACCAGAAGAUGGAGUGAAGCUUUGUGACCGAGAAUUCAUCAGGACACUCAUCUUCACCUGUGGAAGCUCCCGAUGGAGGCGGUCGGACAUCCUGGCCCGAGAAGCAAUAGGUGAGGCUGGGAGGUAGUGGAAGGUGUGAAAUGGGGAUAUGGGACAUGGGAUGAGCCCAAGGAGGCAGGGACAAAAAUGAGAACAA